Molecule: messenger RNA, 1083 nt
Organism: Penicillium atrosanguineum
Lineage: Eukaryota; Fungi; Ascomycota; Eurotiomycetes; Eurotiales; Aspergillaceae
Product: lactonase family protein
Exons: 3
Coding region: 1-1083 (360 amino acids)
Molecular function (GO): 6-phosphogluconolactonase activity; protein binding
Source: RefSeq, a predicted model, not a curated record
AUGAAGCACCAUUUGAUGGUUGGGACGUGGACCGCCCCCGGGCGCAUCUACACCGUUCAAUUUGACGACGAGGCCCUCACCCUCGAGCUGGUCAAGACCACCCACAUUCCCGAGGCCGAGCCCAUCUCAUGGAUGACCUUUUCUCAUGACAAGAAGGCAAUCUACGGCGCGGCUAUGAAGAAAUGGAACAGCUUCGCUGUCAACGGGCCGACCGACAUCGUCCACCAGGUCUCUCACCCGGUUGCGGGACAUCCUUUAGCCUCCAGCGUUGAAACCAACACCCGCGCCAUCUUCGUGCUUGCGGCCCACAAGCCUCCAUACAACGUGUACGGCAACCCCUUCUACAAGCAUGCUGGAUUCGGGAACAUCUUCUCUGUGAAGCCCGACGGUGCUCUCGACACCAAUGUCCAGAACUACGAGUACCAGGAGAACACGGGCAUCCAUGGCAUGGUGUUUGACCCCACCGAGACCUACCUAUACUCUGCGGAUCUGCUGGCCAACAAGAUAUGGACACACAAGAAGGACGCGGAGACCGGUCAAUUGACUCUGGUCGACUGUCUUGAGGCUCCCGCCCCCGGUGAUCACCCGCGCUGGGUCGAGAUGCAUCACACUGGCAAAUACCUGUAUGCGCUGAUGGAGGCGGGCAACCGCCUGGCCGUCUACGUGAUCGAUGAGCGCACUCACAAGCCGGUCUUUACCCACAUCACCUACCCAUUGCUCCCCUCUGGACUGCCUCCCCGUAACAAGUAUCGCGGAGAUGUGACAUUCACCACUAAGAGCGGUGACUACCUUUUCGCGACCACCCGGUCCAACCACUUUGACGUGACAGGCUACAUUACUGCGUUUAAGCUGGGACCUAACGGUGAAAUUGAGCGACAGCUCUUCAUUAACCCUACUUCUACUAGCGGCGGCCACUCCAACGCUGUCAGCCCCUGCGACUUCAGCGACGAAUGGGUGGCUCUCUGUGACGACCAGCUGGGCUUCGUCGAGAUGUACCGCUGGCGCGACGAGACCCUGGCCCGCGUAGCCCGCGUGGACAUUCCGGAGCAGGGCUUUGGCAUGAACGCGAUCUGGUAUGAUUAA